CUCGUCAUCAUCCUGACGAAGGGGCUCGUGGUCCUCCUGUGGAAUCGACCCACCAGAGGGAAUGUGCAGGACCGUCUCAGCCGUCCACCCGGCAAGACGAAGGCACCCCUGUCAUUACAUACAGAAGGAAGGCCUUGUCAACUGCUUCGUCUACUACCCGCCAGAAAGACUAUGGUGGUGCAUACGGGGAAGGGCUGCCCCGCAGGAGAUAAGCGAAGGAUCGGACGAGGAAACGGAGGAUGAUCCUGGGAUUGGUGUUGAUCAGCAUCCGCAGGGUAAUCAUGCCGUCGACGAUGAGGAAUGUGGGGUCGAAGAGGACGAUGUCGAAGAGGAGAAAAGGGAGAGAGAGAGAGAGGGAGAGGAUCGUGAGGAAUCUAUGCACGACUGCGAUGACGGGGAGUCUCGACAACACGACGAGGGGGACUAUGGGGGCGAUGGAGAAAACGAUGAUGCCUAUCCUGGCGAUGAUGAGGAUAGAGGGCAAGAAGCGUCACCUGAUGUGGAGGUCGAUGAGGGAACAGGAGAUUGGUCGGAGGGCAGUGUGCACAAAAGGAAGCGGCAUUCUUCAAUAAGUCAAACGGCGAUGGCGGAUAAACGCGCUGCGAAGAGACUCACUGUCGCUGCAUCUCGAGAGACACUCAGAGCUUCUCAAGAGGCGGUCGCAGAAAACGUGAAGAACCGCAAAGGGAAGGCGUCAACCAGGACGACAAAAGCGGAGAAACGUCCACUGAAAAGAAAGCAGAUGGUCGAUGAGGGUGACUCCGGAGAGGACGCCGAAGGGGUUGCUCCAAGGGCUCCGUCGGAACCGACACAACCUUCCGCUGACACCCGUUAUGACGCCAUCGACACAACACGGUGCUUCUUUUUGGAGUUCGAUGAGGAUGGGUUUGCGAAGAAGAAUCGGGAACACAUUCAAGUGGAUGUAACGAAGAUCUUGCCAAUUCUUGAAGGUGACAUCCUCUUCAACCAUAGAACAUUGGACAAAACGUUGGAAUUCGACGUCGCACUGGCUCAUACAUACCACUGGUAUGCUGUUGCUGGCCAGCACACGGCUGAGGCAAUGAACAUACUCAUUAAGGACAAGUCACCGGCCGAGAAAGUGUACGGCUUGAGGUCGUACUCUCACGUACGCGUUGUCUACUUUGAAGACGACAAAAAGAGAGGAUAUCCGUAUGUCUCGACAUUCGACAACACGAGGGAGGAGCGUUCCAUCCCGAGAUCGUUUUCGUCGUCUGUGCGACAAAUCAGAAGAUUUUGGGAUAAGAGGAAAGACCGGAUCCGUCCUCCGGGCACCAUGUCCCCGAAUGACGUCGAGGGAAUGGAACGGAAAAAGAAGUGGGAAGCAUUCAUGAACGCCGCCUGCAAAAUUACACCUGACUCCGGUCUCAUGAACUUGUCCCUGGAGAACGACUACUGCAAGGACUGGACGAACAAGAUGCGCGGAUACAUGAAUCUUGCGCAGUGCGGCGAGACGGUGCCGAGGCGUUUAGGUGGUCCUGAUGAGAUUCAUGGCGGGAAGGACCGGGACAUAUACUAUAAGCUCGGUAGAAAGAGGGAGAAAGUGUGGGCUUACUUGUUCGGUGACGCUCCACAGUCGGCGGUUGGUAACGACUACGUCAUCAGGAAAAGCCAACUCCAUGGCUCGCACAUGGGUGCUUUCCACAUGUUUGUCGCACGUUGUGAGCAUCUGUAUUUCAAUAUGAAGAAAAGAGCACUGUCAAGCCGGGGCUAUGCAGACUUGGCACGUAAAGCCGGCAACUUCAACAACAUCGAUUGCGACGAAGACACGUCAGACUCCGACCUGGACAUCCCGUCGCGCGCGGCACGAGGUGCGGCGGAGGGAGCGCGUGGCGAGGAGCCGCAAGGGAGCACCAACGGACCUGCAGAGAAGGCGAGUUCGAGUAUGGGAGCAACACGUGCGAGUGAGGGAAAUGUGGAAACAAGAAUGACUAGAAGGGGAGAAAGGAAUGGUGUACCAACAAACCCGGUGGGUGCGAGUGAGGGGAUAAUUAACUCACAGGGCAACACAGGGGGAGGAGAGAAUGGGUGUGCAAUGGCCCCGCCGACAGCUGGGCCAUCAUCGACACAUGCACCGCAGGCCGAGCAACGAACACUCAUGUCCAUGGACACCGAUGAAGACGAAGAGUUGGAUAUGGCAGCACUCACGCCGAAGCUCGUGCCAGGAAGACCGUUGCCUCAAGGCUUUGCCCCAGACCCUUCAGUGUCAUACUUGCUGCAGGACAAGUACAAAGAGUCAUCGGAGGAGGAUUGGGGUCAUCAUAUUCUCUGGCAUGAGGGUGUGUUCGAACCGUGUGUGUUUGCAAGCAAGUGGCAGAUGGCUGUGAAGACAAGAGACCGAGGGUGGGUCGUCAAGGAAAAAAAGGACUCUGCGAUAUGGCACAGCGUGACGAAAACGCAAAUUUUUCGGCGAGUUUUGGAAGAAAACGCCGGUGCAAGCGAGGAAGCUAUAGCGGCAAAGGGGAAAGCUUUGUUCGAGCAUCUGCGUGCGAACAAAAAGCUAGAAUUCAGCACAAAGUUCUACGACCUUGCAUCAAGUGUAUCGUACGGCUCCAUCAAUUGGAAAAUCGAACUGGCUUCAGCAGUACAAGGAAACGAUAGCAUCAACUCUCUGAAGACUCAGGACGUUAUCACAUCUAACACCAUCAUUCCGAUUGCCAGAGGGGAUCCAGCCUGCGAAGGAUGAACAGCAGCAAGCAUAUGCUCAACAAAGCACUCCGAGAAUC
Chara braunii is the source of this 2744-nucleotide messenger RNA. The record is from the annotation of a GenBank genome assembly. NCBI's taxonomy places the organism in Eukaryota, Viridiplantae, Streptophyta, Charophyceae, Charales, Characeae.